AUGCCGCCCAAGGUCCGACAGCGAGGCAAAAAGCCAUCAAAGGUCAGAAAGCUCCAGCAAGAGCAGGAAGAGGAACACAAGGAGAGCGUACAGCCCGUGGCCUCCUCCUCAUCAUCCAGCACCAACCACAUCCAGUUGCAAGCCGACUACAUUCCUCUGAGUGGCGAUGACGCGCCAUCAUCAACAGCGCCGCAUCAAGAGAAUGGAGACGAUGGGCAGCCGAACUGGGUCAAGCUAGGAGACAGACCGAGCAAGGCCGAGCACGAGGCACCGUUCGGCUACGUCGAUGCCGAGCUCAAGGCGUAUCUGCGAGCCGGCUGGGAUCGUGUCAUCGAGCUCGAGGCGCAAGGCUAUGCGGCCAAGUCCACCUUGACAGCUCUCACUGCGGCGAGCUCCGCUGUUGCUCAGCCAAGCUCUCGCGCUGCGGACGAGGAAGACGACGAACUAGCGCUGCUCCUGCAAGCCACGCUCAAAGAGAUGGACGGCAAAGAGCUUCUCCUCUCCACCGACCCGGACACCUCGCUCAUCGUCGAAGCCAUUCUCCAUCGUCUCCCUGCCAAGCCGUUGCGCGUCUUCGUCGAUCGUCUUGCAGGCAACUUUGCCGUCCUCGCCAAACACCGCUUUGCGAGCCACGUCGUGCAGGCCUGUCUCGCCACCCUCCAGCCCGCCGUCACGCUCGAACAUGCAGCGCAGGAGCACUUUCAACAACACACUCACCGCGCAAAUGGAAACGGAAAAGCAGCAGCCUCGUCGGCGUACGCGAGCGACACAGCAACUAUCGUCAACGAGGACGGCAUCCUGCGCAGCGCGACGCAGCUCAUCCUGGAUAUCGCCGAGGAGCUCGCUUCGGACCAGCAGCUGCUCACGUCGCUGGUCACGGAUGCAUUUGGAUCGCACGUGCUCCGCUCGCUGCUGUGCGUCUUGACAGGAAGGAGCAUCCAGGCAGAGCCGAGCUCGGGAACAGCAGCAACGGCAGGAGGGUCAGAUCUGAGAUCUCGACGCAGUGCCAAGUUCCGCACUCGCAAGGCGCCCGCGCCUGGAAGCGCUGCAGCAGCAGGCUCAUCGGAUGACCUGCUGGUCGUCAUUCCGGAUCUGCUCUUCAGCCGAGCCACCACGCUCAGGAAGGAGAUUCUCAACGAUGCAGGCGUCGACGUGGUGCGCAGGUGGGCUACCGACGCGGUGGCUUCACCACUGCUGCAGUUGCUCAUCGAGGUGGAAGCCGAUUCGCUCAACUCCGAGGAUGCAUCGCAAUGGAAAGGCUCCCUUGUCGACAGCUUCCUGAACGGCUUCGUAUCCACUCCACCCACUGGCGAAGAAGCGCAAAAGGACGUCUACCUCGAGACCUCUCUUCGCGACAGCGUCGCAUCGCACGCACUGCAACUCGCCCUCGAGCGCGCUCCGUCCUCGACCGCAUCGCGCUUCUUCGACACCUACAUCCGCAGCCGUAUGGCGAAACUAUGCGUCCACCCUGCCGCCAACCACAUCGUCGCCACUCUCCUCCGUCGGCUCGACGGUGCAGAGCUGCAGACGGCGAUCGCAGAGAUGACCAAAGUUGCAUCGGGCAUGGUCAAGGAGCAGAUGGUGGGGUGUUUGCAGGCUGCUGUGGACCGCGUGGUGCAGCUGUGCGCAGCGGAGAGCGAAGCGAAGGACCUCGUCCAGGCGGUCAGCGAUGCGGUGCUUGCCGCGUUCAGGAUCAAGUCCCAGUCGACAGAGGAAGAAGGGUUGAAGCUGCUUGUGCCCGCAGUGUUGGCGCUGAAGACGCGCAAAGCGUACCUGCACACGUUUGGUGCGCAUCUCAAGAAGGAAGAGCGGGAUGCGGAUGGCAAGGGACGUAAGCGUGGUCGUGACGGAAAGGCGAAGGGUGGCAAGAAGAAGUCCAAGUCUGCCGCUGAGGGAUCGGACCAGGAAGAAGAGGCACCGUGGAGCAUGGAUGCGAGCUACGAGCUGCCGACGGGAGAAGCGACGGUGCAAGGCAGUCUGUUGCUUCAGUCGCUGCUGCGUCUUCCUGGACCAGCUGCACCACCGCGCGCACCUGCCAAGCGCACCUUUGGCCGUCCUGUUCCGGCUUCCACCCCCACACCCGCACCAGAGAGUUGGGGCAGCGCUUUGGUCCUGGACAGCCUGCUAGCGCUCCCAACGCUCGUGCCGUUCGCGCGCAACCCCACCGCCGUGCACGUGCUCAUCUCCUCCCUCGUCCCGCCUCCUUCCUCCACCACCUCCUCAGCUGUGGACUACGUCCAGUCCGCACGCCGUAGGAAGCUCUCCUCGUCCCUCACAGCGGCCCUGCCCUCCUACUGCGGCGACAAGUACGGUUCGCGUCUCGCUGACGCCCUCUGGUUCUCCGUCGAUGGGUUCACCAAGGAGAAGAUUGUCAAGACCGUCAUUGAGCAUGAUGCAGAGGUGUUGAAGGGCCCUUAUGCGGGGUACUUCACGAACAAGCUGCAGUUGCAGCUGUAUAGGAAGGGAAAGGUGAGGGAGUGGAACGAGGCGGUCAAGGCGCAGAAGGCGCCCGAGGUGAAGAAGGAGGAGGCAAGUGGAGAGAGAAUGCACAAGGCAGUGGUGGUCGAGACUAAGAGGGCGAAGGUCGGGAAGAAGGAGAGGGGCAGCAAGGUCGAUGGCGAGCUGGAUAGCAUCUUGGGUCAGAUUUGA
Messenger RNA from Kalmanozyma brasiliensis GHG001, 2649 nucleotides. RefSeq names its product Armadillo-type fold. The transcript has a single exon. The coding region runs from base 1 to 2649 and encodes 882 amino acids. The record is from RefSeq and is a predicted model, not a curated record. Gene Ontology annotation, molecular function: RNA binding. Gene Ontology annotation, biological process: endonucleolytic cleavage in ITS1 to separate SSU-rRNA from 5.8S rRNA and LSU-rRNA from tricistronic rRNA transcript (SSU-rRNA, 5.8S rRNA, LSU-rRNA); ribosomal small subunit export from nucleus; endonucleolytic cleavage in 5'-ETS of tricistronic rRNA transcript (SSU-rRNA, 5.8S rRNA, LSU-rRNA). Lineage: Eukaryota; Fungi; Basidiomycota; Ustilaginomycetes; Ustilaginales. Gene Ontology annotation, cellular component: 90S preribosome; preribosome, small subunit precursor; nucleolus.